This is a messenger RNA of Zingiber officinale, 932 nucleotides long. RefSeq names its product NDR1/HIN1-like protein 13. Lineage: Eukaryota; Viridiplantae; Streptophyta; Magnoliopsida; Zingiberales; Zingiberaceae. The record is from RefSeq and is a predicted model, not a curated record. Gene Ontology annotation, cellular component: plasma membrane. Bases 43 to 753 code for a protein of 236 amino acids. The transcript has a single exon.
AUUACUUCAUCCCAAGGUUUUCUCCUCCACACUUUUCCUCAGAUGCUCGCUCACAGUUCCACGAGUCGAGCGCCACCGCUUUAUCUCACCUCCCACUCACCCUCCUCCCCCUUCCAACCUCCCAAAUCUGCCACCAUGUUCUCGGGGCCGUCGCAGCCCAGGAAGUCUCAGCUCCUCCCGCCCCACCGUCGAACCAGUCCCCUCAUCUGGUGCGCCGCCAUCAUCUGCGUCGUCCUCACUCUCCUCCUCAUCCUCGCAGGAAUCGUCACACUCGUGGUCUUCCUCGUCAUCAAGCCGCGUAGCCCUUCCGUCGACCUUACCGCCGCCAGCCUCAACAGCAUCUACCUCGAUUCGCUGGCGUACCUCAACGGCGACGUCUCCUUCCUCGUCAACUUCUCCAACUCCAACCGCAGGAUCGACGUGGCGUUCCAGUCGCUGGGAUUGGAGCUCUACUUCCGCGACAGGCUCAUCGCGGUGCAGGCGCUUCGGCCGUUCGCUCAGCGGACGGGGGAGUCGCGACUGGAGGCUACGCGCAUGAUCACCAGCAACGUGCUGCUGCCGGCGGAUCUGGCGGCGGAGCUCCAGCAGCAGGUGAAAGAGAACAGCGUGGUGUACAAUGUGAGGGGAAGGUUCAAGGUAAGGGCUCGGCUCGGCGCCGGCCAGUUCUCCUACUGGAUCUCCACUCGCUGUGAGGUCAAGCUCACGGCCCCACCCAACGGAGUGCUCGUAGCCCGGCGAUGCAGGAAGGAUUAAAAUCAACACACCUUUCGUUUCAAAUCUCGGAUUGAAUUCACUUCUUUGCGAAGUCAGCAAAUUAGCAAAUAUAUUUUUGCACUGUAGAAUAUCUUGCAGCAAUGGUAAAGAACAACUGCAUUAUACUUUGACGAACGAUACUUUGAAAUGGUAAAGUUGAUAUAUUUUUCCAAUUACAU